Messenger RNA from Hydra vulgaris (swiftwater hydra), 1289 nucleotides. RefSeq names its product ADP-ribosyl cyclase/cyclic ADP-ribose hydrolase. Lineage: Eukaryota; Metazoa; Cnidaria; Hydrozoa; Anthoathecata; Hydridae. Gene Ontology annotation, molecular function: phosphorus-oxygen lyase activity; NAD+ nucleosidase activity. The record is from RefSeq and is a predicted model, not a curated record. Gene Ontology annotation, cellular component: plasma membrane. Gene Ontology annotation, biological process: positive regulation of B cell proliferation.
CAAAACAUAUAUAUUUUUUAAAGGUAACAAGUACUCAUAUAAAACAAAAAUUUUUACUCAUUCGGGUCCAGUUAUAUAAACCUUAAUAUGAAUGCAUUCAAGUUUUUUGAGUUAUUCUCAACUUUGUCACUUGUAUGUGGAUUAACACCAUGGGAAUUUAACGGUACUACUCCAGGGAUUAAGGAUAUUAUUAUAGGACGUUGCUCUCAAUUUCAGCAGCUAAAUUCUCAAAACCGAAACCCAGCGUUGUAUACUGAUGUUGAUUGCACAAAAGUUUGGAACUUAUUUUCUAAUAGUUUUUCGUUUAAAGAUACCUGUCGUAGUGGUGAAAUUACUGAAAAAAAUUAUGAACCACUCUUUAAUUUAAUUGGAAGCAAAGUCCCAUUAACUAAUCAGGCUUUAUUUUGGUCUGGAACCCGCCACAUUGUGCAUGAGUAUACUUCCGUAGAAAGCAACUAUUUUACACUUGAAGAUACAUUUCCAGGCUACAUCGCUAAUGACUUAAAAUGGUGUGGUUGUGAAAAUUGUUUAUAUGGAAUUGAUUAUAACAGCUGCAAUAGGUCUUGCUCCUUAAGUACAUUAGACUCAUACUGGUCAUAUGCUUCAAGAUUGUUUGCCCAAAAUGCUAAAGGAACAGCAUAUGUUAUGGUAAAUGGAACUACAAGUUCUGGUUUUACUGCAUAUUAUAAUAUGAGUUAUUUUGGAAAAAUAGAGUUACCAACUAUGGGUAAAAUGAAGCAAGUAAACCGAUUAGUCGUAGUUGUGGUAAAUGACCUUGAUGCAGAGUUAAAAGAGAAAUGUGGCGAAGGUUCUCUAGUUAACUUGGUUGAGGAUGCUAUUAAAGCUGGAAUUAAAAAAGUUGAAUGUAUUGAUCAACCAAGGGCUACAAUAUUUUUGUUAUGUGCUAAAUAUCCAAAUUCAAAGCAAUGUCUUUCAAUGCUAAAUUAAAAAAAUAUCAAGUACGAAGACUUGAAAAUUGGAAAAUUUAAAAAAAAAAAUGAAAUAAAAUGUCGCGGCAUGUUAAGAAAGUUUGAUAAACAUGGAAGAUACAUUUCCAAAAGAAAAAAUUAUUUUUAGACUACAUAAAGAAAUAGAGAAAAAAGAUAUUUUAAAAUAGAAUUGAUGUUUAUAAAAAUAAAAAAUUAACAAUGUUAAAUAAUGUUUUUUUUAUCCAUUUUUCUAGAAGUUUUUAAUUGUAUAUAAUUCAUGUUUUAAUUGUUGAAAAUCUAUUGUUAUUAAAAACGAUUGUGCACGACCAUUUUAUUUUCCAACGAAAUGCGUGUUGUACA